AUACGGAGCAAUUGUACGUAUGGACUUUUGAAAAAUAUAUUAGCAGACUUUUUGACCAUAUGACAUGUACAUUAGUUCCACAUGACCACAUGUCAAAUUAUGUGAUGACUCAUCACUACAUCAAACAACAUGUGGCAUAAUGAUCUGACACGCAUGAAGCAGCAACUAACGUUAUACAAUCAAAUACUUUCAUCCUCCACCAACCUAUUAUCAUUCUGAAGAAAUUAAGGAAAAGAGCUGAGAAUAAUGAGUAGUUUCAAGUGUUUCCACGAGACAUGGUUGCAGCAGUUGAAGGAAAUGAUACACCAGCUCAUGCAAGCUCCCGGUGCGACGACCACCGUUGACCACCACAACUUGCACCAACGGCUUGUCUACAAGGUCAUGUCUCACUGCCACAACUACUCCAGGGCCAAGUCGGCCGCCGCGAAGCGUGACGUCCUCCACGUAUUCACCGCCCCGUGGGCAUCCUCCCUCGAGCGCUCGCUUCACUGGAUCGGCGGCUGGCGCCCCACCACCCUCUUCCACCUUCUCUACACCGAGUCCAGCAUCCUCUUCGAGUCUCACAUUGUCGACAUCCUCCGUGGCAUCCGUAACGGAGACCUCAGCGACCUCACCCCUUCCCAGCUCCGCCGCGUCAGCGAACUCCAGUGUGAAACCGUCCAACAGGAAAAUAUCAUCACCGACUAACUCUCCGAUUGGCAGGUAUGCAUAUGCAUGCCUUGGUGGAGUUAGAGAAAUAACGGUGGGAGCGAUAUAAUGGGGAUGAUGGGCGAGGGGAAGAUAGAUGCGAAAAUGGAGAAGCUGGGGGAGAUAUUGGAGAUGGCGGAUGAGCUAAGGAUGAAGGCAAUCACCAACUUGGUGGAGCUUUUUACGACGCGGAAAGCGAUGGAGUUCUUGAUUGCGUCGGCGCAACUCAUGUUCGGCAUCCGUCGUUGGGGUUCAUGACAGGCGACCGGAGAACGCCGAGCCAGCCUUUCAGCCUCAUCAGGACCAUAUAUAAGUUUCUAAUUUGAAUUUAGGGGUUCUUAAGAAUCCUUUUAAAAAAGAAAUUGAAUCUAUAUCUUGACACAACAAUUUAGUAGAGUGAAACACUUCACUACUUAUUCUUCCACUUGAAUCUAGCUUCUAGAGUAUUGAUUAGAGUAUGUAGAGAUUAAGG
This is a messenger RNA of Cuscuta epithymum, 1159 nucleotides long. The record is from the annotation of a GenBank genome assembly. NCBI's taxonomy places the organism in Eukaryota, Viridiplantae, Streptophyta, Magnoliopsida, Solanales, Convolvulaceae.